Xyrauchen texanus (razorback sucker) is the source of this 3333-nucleotide messenger RNA. Its product is annotated as 45 kDa calcium-binding protein. The record is from RefSeq and is a predicted model, not a curated record. Gene Ontology annotation, cellular component: endoplasmic reticulum. Gene Ontology annotation, molecular function: calcium ion binding. The transcript has 7 exons. Gene Ontology annotation, biological process: calcium-ion regulated exocytosis. Bases 336 to 1412 code for a protein of 358 amino acids. NCBI's taxonomy places the organism in Eukaryota, Metazoa, Chordata, Actinopteri, Cypriniformes, Catostomidae.
UCUUGACAACGUAGCAAUGUUUCUUUCGUGAACGCUCCCGGUGUCAGCUGCGUCAACUCCUGCGUUCAUCGCUAUCUCUUUUACGGGGUUGCAUGUUUGAUCAGAGUACACACACACACACACACACACACACAUAGGGAGGAGGUCAUUUUCAGCGCCAUAAACUGCUUCAGUGACCAGCUUUUCAUCUCGAGUGGCGACGUGUACAGGAACGUACACGCAUAGUGUAUAGACAGCAGGCCAUUUGCUACUUUUCAUUUACUUAUUUUUAUCCAAGUUACCGUUUAAACUGACAGUAUUUCUGCAUUAGUUUGUGAAGUUUGACACGGUAAACCAUGAGUAUCCGGAGAAGAUCUCGGACUGACCGCCUGUGGGCCUCAUCUUUGGCAGCAGUUGUGUUUAUAAUUCUGGCCAUAAAUGUCAACGCCAGGCCGGCGAAUAUGUCAGCAUUAAAAGACAAGCAUCCCAACAGUAAAGAAGAAAAUGAGAUCCUUCCACCUGACCAUCUGAACGGCGUGAAGAUGGAGAUGGAUGGACACCUCAAUAAAGACUUUCAUCAGGAGGUGUUUCUGGGGAAGGACAUGGAGGAGUUUGAGGAAGACUCAGAACCCAGACGGAACAGGAAGAAGCUUAUUGAAAUCUUCACCAAGGUGGAUAUCAAUAAAGACAGGAGUGUCAGUGCUAAAGAAAUGCAGCGCUGGAUCAUGGAGAAGACGGAGGAACAUUUUCAGGAAGCUGUUAGAGAGAAUAAGCUCAGUUUCCAUGCUGUGGACCCUGAUGGGGAUGGACAUGUUACUUGGGAUGAAUACCGUGUGAAGUUUUUGGCCAGCAAAGGUUUCAAUGAGAAAGAAGUAGCUGAGAAGAUAAAGAACAAUGAAGAACUAAAAAUGGAUGAAGAAACCCAGGAGGUUCUGGAGAGCUUGAAGGAUCGCUGGUUCCAGGCAGAUAACCCUCCAGCUGACCAGUUGUUGAAUGAAGAAGAGUUCCUCUCUUUUCUGCACCCUGAGCACAGCAGAGGCAUGCUCAGAUACAUGGUGAAGGAGAUUGUCCGAGAUCUUGAUCAAGAUGGAGAUGGAAAGUUGACUCUUGCUGAAUUUAUCUCCCUCCCUAUGGGAACGGUUGAGAAUCAGCAGGCCCAAGACAUUGAUGAUGACUGGGUUCGUGAAAGAAAGAAGGAGUUUGAAGAGGUCAUUGAUGCUAACCAUGAUACAAUUGUAACUAAGGAAGAGUUGGAGGAGUACAUGGACCCCAUGAAUGAGUACAAUGCUCUGAAUGAAGCCAAGCAGAUGAUUGCUGUUGCAGAUGAGAACCAAAACCAUAACUUGGAACUAGAAGAGAUCCUUAAAUACAGCGAGUACUUUACUGGCAGCAAACUCAUGGACUAUGCCCGCAACGUACAUGAGGAGUUCUAAUCUCCUCAAAUCUGUAAAAAAUAAGAAUAGUAAUAUGUAUGUAUAAAUCCCUUAAGCUACACUGAGGGCUAUACAAAGUGUUGCAAGGAUGAUGUUGUUCUUUGCUUGCCUUCCAGAUUGGACUCAACAAGUUCAUUUGAACAUGUGUUUGUAACUUUACAAACCUGCAAGCCAGAAAACCUUUUUUAAUAUUGCAGUACAAAUGUGAUGUCACAGGUGUGCUCUCAAAGUUUUUCCAAGUUCCAUAUGAGCUUGCCCCAUACAUUCCCCUGUAAUUAUGUUGAGACACUUUGUCACUUUCAUGAAUUGUUGAGUGUUGAUUAUUUAGAGAAAUAUAUGUAUAUGAGGAAUUUGGUCAGGGGAAAGCUUGAAUUGACUUAUAAAUGUAUUAAUGUAAAUAAUAUAGUUACUUGGAGUGCCAUAAUAUAUACAUGUUAUAUAUAAAUGUUUUGACAUUUUGGGUGGGUUAGUUGUAAGGCAGGGCUUUGACAGGGUUUGUAUAUUUAGUUCACUAAGCUGCAACCCCUAUUAUUUCCAAAGAAGAAGAAAGUUAUUUAGGGUGGUCAUUUUGUGAAAGCUAAAGUAUAUAGCACUUCUGUUUGGGAUCUCAUUGUUCAAUGCAAAGCAGUAAAUAAAUGUCAAAAACCUAGUAAAAAAAAAUAAUUUUAGUUGAGAGAGUAUAGAUUAAUAAAGCCAGAUGUGAUGUAUUGUAUUAUUUGGGCACCAGCUUUUUUUGUGAGGAGCCAUUUUGUUGAAUUCAUAAUUGCAGUUGGCCUGAAAAUAGUUUAUUUUUUACUAUUUUAUGACUGCAAGUGAAAAUUCAAAUGACCCUGUUACCUCAGCAAUCUCUUUCAGUCACAUGCUUAUAAGUCAGUAGUUCAUUAACUCUGAAAACUUGUGCCCAAAUGUGGUCAUAGCGCUUGCUCUUUUAAAGUUUGUAUUUCGAGAUCUAGAAGUAAUUUUUAUUCCAAGUAUUAUAAAAUAAGCUUAAGACAAAUGCAUAAGGCAUACGCAUCCAGAGGAAAAGUUAUGAUUUUAUUAUUAUUUAAUGAUUAUUGGAUGGAGAGUUUAAUGUAUUUUCUUGUCUUGCCUAUAUAUUUGAGCACCAAUCUCAGGUUUUGGUGUUCAAAGACACUGUCUUUGAAUUUGCAAUAAUUGUUAAGCAUGCUUUGGUAAAGUUUCAGAUUUUGAAUUUUUCAGAAAUAUAUAUAUAUAUUUUUUUUCUAUUUGAGUUAUUGAUGACUAAGGCUUAUUUUUCUUUCUUUUGAUUUGUGGUUUAUUCCCACAGAGUACUUUUUUGCUGUUUAAAUAAUAGCUCCUAAUCUGUUUGCAAUCAUCGUUGUACAGAACAUUGACUAAUUAUAUUGCCCCCAUCUUGUGGAAAUUCAAGUGACUGCUUGACAGAAAGUUUUGAAAAACCCACUUGGUCUGAGUUUUUGACUGCUGAACAUUGCUUUAAAAUGAAAAAGCUUUGAAAUGCUCCAUAUUGUAGUUUAUAUAUUCAUGAAAACGAUUUUUUCAUCCCAUUAUUAUACACAUUUUAAUACACUGAUCAAGCAAUGGACAAAACAUACCUCUAAAUUUGACACACUACCUUUAAAACUUUUAAACGUUCUUAACACUUCCUGCUUAAACUGUGUGCUAGAUUAGAGAGGUUGCAAAGCUAAAUCAGGCUAAAAUUUUGAUUAUAAAAAAAUUAUAGUUGUACUAAUCUCUGUAUGUAAUUUUGAUUAAUUUGACCCUCAUGAUAUCAGCACAUCAGAAUUGUUGACUGUUUUGAUAUUUGUUCUGGACUAUCUUAUACCAUAAAACAAAUGUUGCAAGAUGAAGUAAAUACAUCUGUUUUGAUAUCAGAAUCAUAUCCACAUGUAAAAUCAUCAUUAAUUUGCUAGAUACUGUAAAAUUAUUGAGAAAUAAUAAA